UCAGAAUUACCCAAACUGUUGCGACGCAGCAAAAGAGGCGCAAGGAACUAGCCAUAAUUCUCAGAUCUGCACCAAGACAAUGAGCAACGGCACAGCUAACAAAAUGAAUGGCGCUCUGGAUCACUCAGACCAACCAGACCCCGAUGCCAUUAAGAUGUUUGUCGGGCAGAUCCCACGCUCGUGGUCGGAAAAAGAAUUGAAAGAACUUUUUGAGCCUUACGGAGCUGUUUACCAGAUCAACGUACUCCGAGAUCGGAGUCAGAACCCACCCCAAAGUAAAGGUUGUUGUUUCAUAACGUUUUAUACCAGAAAAGCAGCCCUAGAAGCUCAGAAUGCGCUGCACAAUAUUAAAACUUUACCUGGGAAAAGCACGAAAUAUUUCUCCCUGAAAUUCUCCACUCGGCAUGAAUGUUUCCGGGUGGAAUAA
Messenger RNA from Protobothrops mucrosquamatus (brown spotted pit viper), 427 nucleotides. RefSeq names its product CUGBP Elav-like family member 2. The transcript has 4 exons. NCBI's taxonomy places the organism in Eukaryota, Metazoa, Chordata, Lepidosauria, Squamata, Viperidae. The record is from RefSeq and is a predicted model, not a curated record. Gene Ontology annotation, cellular component: nucleus; cytoplasm; ribonucleoprotein complex. Bases 80 to 427 code for a protein of 115 amino acids. Gene Ontology annotation, biological process: mRNA splice site recognition; regulation of alternative mRNA splicing, via spliceosome. Gene Ontology annotation, molecular function: mRNA 3'-UTR binding.